AAAGCCUGUGGUGAACGAAACGUUCUUGUCUAUGAUUUAGGUGGUAGAUCUUUUGAUAUCUCCCUCCUAAAUAUCGAAGGAGGAAUUUUUGAAGGUAUCGAUUUUUAUACCUCCUUAACGCGUGCAAAAUUUGAAGAAUUGAAUCAAGACUUGUUUCAAUCUACAAUGGAAUGUGUUGAAAAAGUACUUCGAGAUUCUAAAAUCGAAAUAAGUCAAAUUCAUGAAAUAAUUCUAGUUGGUGGUUCAAUACGAAUUCCUAAAAUUCAAUGUAUGGUAUCUGAGGUUUUCAAUGGUAAAGAACUAAACAAUCUAUUAAUCCUGAUGAAACCAUGGCCUAUGGUGCCGCCAUUCAAGCUGCAAUUUUAUCUAGUGAUACAUCUAAAAAAAACCAAUGAUUAUCUUUUAUUCGAUGUCGCUGCUUUAUCUCUUGGUAUUGAAAGUGCCGACGGUGUCAUCAUACCACUUAUUAAGCGUAAUACUAUAGUACCUACUAAGAAAUCUGAAAUAUUUCAACAGAAUUUGAAAAUCAAACAGAAAUACUUAUUAACGUUUAUGAAGGAGAAAGUGCCCGUAUAA
This is a messenger RNA of Funneliformis mosseae, 576 nucleotides long. Lineage: Eukaryota; Fungi; Glomeromycota; Glomeromycetes; Glomerales; Glomeraceae. The record is from the annotation of a GenBank genome assembly.